Molecule: messenger RNA, 324 nt
Organism: Hymenoscyphus albidus
Lineage: Eukaryota; Fungi; Ascomycota; Leotiomycetes; Helotiales; Helotiaceae
Source: the annotation of a GenBank genome assembly
AUGCCACCAAGCAGGAGGCCAUUGGAGCGGCACUGCACUGCUCGUCUUCUACUCAAUGCUUUUGUUCGCCUAUCCAGAAGUUCACUUUCCACGGCAGCCAAUCAUACCGUCACAUCCAACGACAAGGUGAUGGAAAGUGAAAGUGUGCCUGCAAGGUUAUCUUUUUCACCCAAUCCAGCACGCACUCUUCCCAUCCUCAGCGGCAUAGACGACAGACUCGACGCAACGCAACGCAAUGCGGCGAGCGUGCUCAAGUCGAAUCAACUCCUCGCCAAGGGUCCCGGGGCGAAGAUGCCAUCCGCGCAGAGUCCAAAUGACAGCUGA